This is a messenger RNA of Mustela lutreola (European mink), 1408 nucleotides long. RefSeq names its product secreted frizzled-related protein 5-like. The record is from RefSeq and is a predicted model, not a curated record. The transcript has 4 exons. Gene Ontology annotation, biological process: negative regulation of canonical Wnt signaling pathway; non-canonical Wnt signaling pathway; canonical Wnt signaling pathway. The coding region runs from base 4 to 774 and encodes 256 amino acids. Gene Ontology annotation, molecular function: Wnt-protein binding. Lineage: Eukaryota; Metazoa; Chordata; Mammalia; Carnivora; Mustelidae.
UGCAUGCCCAUUCCCCAAGCCAUGGCCCUGUGCCACGACAUUGGCUACACAGAGAUGCGGCUGCCCAACUUGUUGGACCAUGACACGACGGCCGAGGCUCUCCAGCAGUCGGUCAGCUGGCUGCCCCUGCUGGCCAGGGAGUGCCACCCGGAUGCCCGCCUCUUCCUCUGCUCCCUUUUUGCCCCUGUGUGCCUCGACAGGGUCAUCUACCCGUGUCGCAGCCUGUGUGAGGCCGUGCAGGCCAGCUGUGCGCCCAUCAUGGCCUGCUACGGCUACCCCUGGCCGGCCAUCCUGCACUGCGGCCGCUUCCCCGCCAGCCACGGCCUCUGCGUCGCGGCUGUCUCCAACGGCUCCCGCCUGGGCCGCCCACUGCCUCGGGCCAGCUGCAGGGACUGUGAGUUGCAGGACGCCCGCUCGUCCAACGAGGUCCUGGAUGCGCUCUGUGCCAGCGACUUUGCAGUGAAGGUUAGGCUCUCCCGAUGCAACGGGUCAUCCUCUGGUCUCUCACACUGCCACCUGGACUCCCGGCUGGAGGUGCUGAAGGCGGGCCCACUGCCUGCCUCGGAACUGGCCCCUACUCUGCGUCGCUGGCUGCAGCUGGAUGCCACGUGCGUGCACAACCUCUUGCGAGGAAGGCUCGCUGGCACCUACGUGCUAGGUGGGGAGGUGCAGGGCCCUCGGCUGCUGGUAACCACGGCCUAUGUUUGGAGCCAAGGCCACCGACAUCUGCAGCUGGCCGUGCGUAGGUGGCACCAUCACCAGUGCCCACGGUAGGGAUUCCUACAGGCAGGGAGAGCCAGCCACACAAAACCCGCGCUGCCCUGGACACACCUAAACCCCUCUCUGCUGCCCAUCUUGGACACUUGCAGACCAGAGUCCCGAGAAGCCCCGUGAAGGACCCAAGCAGGGCAGAAGCCCACUGCUGUGGCCACAGCUAAGGGGCCCCUUCCUAGACUACAGUGCUCUGCCCAGACACGAAGGAGGCUGGCUCCCCUAGCAGGGGAGUGUUUGCUGGAAAGGCAAGACAAUCUUUCUGUCCUUCUGUCCUUCCCAGGCCUGGGAUGACAGCCUGGCUAAUGCCUACAAGCCGGAGCAGCCCAGGCUGCCUCAGGGCAGGUGCAAAGCCUCGGGCUAAGCUCCUCCCAGGCAGGAUGCUGCCUGUCAAUCCCACAUAGACUUGGUUUUAUCUGCCUGACCUUUACUGAGCCCAGGUCCCACCAAGCUGCAGGCUUGUGCAGAGAGCACAGGGGGUGGGGAGAAGUCCAUGCCGGAAACUGCCUUCAGCUGCUUACCAACCUGAACUCUCACACACACACACACACACACACAGAGUUUUCCCCCUAUUUCUGGGCCUCCAGUGUUUGUCAUCCUAAGUAACUGCCUAAUUGUUUUCUUGAGCCGACUUGGA